Gaeumannomyces tritici R3-111a-1 is the source of this 1282-nucleotide messenger RNA. RefSeq lists its product as hypothetical. The transcript has a single exon. NCBI's taxonomy places the organism in Eukaryota, Fungi, Ascomycota, Sordariomycetes, Magnaporthales, Magnaporthaceae. The coding region runs from base 458 to 694 and encodes 78 amino acids. The record is from RefSeq and is a predicted model, not a curated record.
CGCAAGGGCGGGUUGCGACGCCCACAUCGAACCGGCGGCAAUCCCUGGGAACCGCCUAGAUUGGGACUAGCCCCUGAUCUGAAACGGGCGCCUUCAGUCGAUUCGAACCCGACGUCUGUCGUUUCGAACCUCUUCCGUUGGACCCCCUUCUCAAGUGGCCUCAUCCAGCUCGUGAUAUCUCAGCCUUUUUAUUUUGCCAUUUUUUAUUUUGCUGUUCUCACUUUGUUUCUACCUCCUCCCUGUUCGCGCCCUAUUAAUUUCUGUUCCCGUCUUUUUCCAGCUCCCUCUCUUCUGGAACAUCGCAACCCCCGAAUAGUUUGUCCCGCAGCGCAGGUCAAACCAGUUUUCCUUCUUUCUUUUCUCUUUCCCAAGCCAACACGUCCGGCACGUCUUCCGCUCGUCGCGCGCCCCCUUCGAUACCCCCCGCUCAACAACGACAACAACCCACGACAACAAAAUGGGUCAGUUCGACUGGUUUCUCUCCAUCGGCGCCACGCCCCAGGCCGUCGCCGUCCUCAACGACCAGCCCAUCCUCUUCACCAUCCUGCUCGUCGUCCUCGUCGCCGUCAUCCUGCAGAUCACCCUGAUCUGGUACAUCCACCACGCCACCCUCAAGCCCGAGCAGAUGAAGAAGAAGGAGAAGAAGGGCGCCGCCCCGGCGGCCAGGGGCGGGAAGCCUCCCGCCGCGAGAUAAACAAAAAACAAACACCCACCCCGGGCCGGACGGAGCGAGAGUCGACUAGGAGAGAGGAGAGAGAGAGAGAGAGAGGGUACAAAAGGGGGAGAGAGGAAGGGAAGGAGUUGCUCCGGCUCCGGCUCACCCAAACGACAGCAACAGAACCCCCAAACGACGGUACCGAACCGCUUCGCCCCCCCUACUUUCGCAACCUCUCUUGCGACGCGAAAAGAGCCAUCGCGGAAGCGCAUCGGAUGUCCGCCACGACUGCGCGGGAGGGAGGCAUGUGUCCUGUUCGUGAUUCGCGCCAACACACCGCGGGCGGAACCAACUCCCUGACCUGGACAGACAUUCUCUCCCUCUCGGCUCCACCGACCUAGAUGGUGAGACUCGAGGCAUAUCAGCGACUUGGCUUUGAUUUCAUUUCUUGGUGUAUUUAUUCAUCUUGUUUUCGGUUCAAAUGCGUCAUCUAAACACCUUGCCUAUGGGGCACAGCCCGUAUCCGUGGUUUUGUUUCUUGCUUUCUUCAUUUACAGCGUCAUCGCGUCGAGCAGUGAACGGCGCAAGCUGCCGUUAGUCAAUUGAGAUCUACAUCCUUUCCCAAUA